AUGGCGUCCGCCAGCACAGGGAGUAGGGUCUCAUGCGGGAGAGAUUUGAGUUGUGUACCUGAGGUGGCGGAUACCCUCGCUGCUGUGGCAAAACUAGGAUUUGACUUUUUGUGCAUGCCCCUGUUCCAUCCUCGGUUCCGAAGAGAGUUUGAGUUGGAACCCGCUAAGGCCCGACCGGGGGCCCAAACACGUUCUGACCUCCUGUUGUGUGGAAGAGACUGGAAUACACUUAUUGUGGGAAAACUGUCACCAUGGAUAGAGACAGACUCAGAGCUAACGAUAGUGCGAAGGAAUUCAGAAGCGGCGCUGGUACAAGAGCUGAAUUUCUGUGCCUAUCUUGGGUUGCCAGCCUUCAUGAUUCCCCUGAAGGGACCUCACUGUGCCAACUUGGCACGAGUGCUGCUCAACCACAUUCACACAGGACACCAUUCCUGCAUGUUUUGGAUCCGGGUUCCUUUGAUGGCUGCUGAAGAUUUGCGUGACGACCUGAUUGAGAAUGAGCCUUGCGUGCAAGUGGAUGAUGGCAGUAAUGAUGAGAAAACCUGGAGCUGGUGGCACUCUUUCAGAACACUUUGUGACUACAACAAAAGGAUAUGCCUGGCCGUUGAAGUCGGUGCGGACAUUCCCUCUGACACGGUGAUUGACAAAUGGAUGGGAGAGCCAAUCAAAGCAGCCAUUCUUCCCACCAGCAUUUUUUUGACCAACAAGAAGGGGUUCCCUGUCCUUUCAAAAGCCCACCAGCGAAUCAUAUUCCGUCUCUUCAAGCUGGAGGCUCAGUUUAUAUUUACUGGAACUAGUCGUCAUAGCGAGAAGGACUUCCGCUCUUAUCUGCAGUACCUCGAGUAUCUGAGUCAGAACCGUCCAGCACCCAAUGCCUAUGACGUCUUUGCCAAGGGCUAUGAAGAUUACCUACAGUCUCCACUACAGCCUCUAAUGGACAAUUUGGAGUCCCAGACGUACGAGGUGUUUGAGAAGGACCCUAUCAAAUAUUCUCAGUACCAACAGGCGGUAUAUAAGUGUCUGCUUGACAGAGUCCCAGACGAACAGAAAGACACCAAUGUACAAGUAUUGAUGGUGCUUGGGGCAGGGCGUGGCCCCUUAGUUAAUGCCUCUCUGCGGGCAGCGAAGCAAGCCGACAGGAAGCUGAGAGUUUAUGCCGUGGAGAAGAAUCCUAAUGCUGUUGUUACGCUAGAGAACUGGCGGUUUGAGGAGUGGGGUGAUCAGGUGACGGUAGUGUCAUGUGACAUGCGGGAGUGGGCUGCUCCAGAGAAGGCUGACAUCAUUGUGAGUGAACUUUUGGGCUCGUUUGGAGACAAUGAACUAUCACCUGAGUGCCUUGACGGAGCCCAGCACUUUCUCAAAGACGAUGGAGUAAGCAUUCCGUGCUCCUACACCUCAUUCCUGGCUCCUCUGUCCUCCUCUAAGCUGUAUAAUGAGGUCAGGGGCUGUCGGGAGCGGGAUAAGGACCCCGAGUGUCAUUUUGAGACCCCUUACGUUGUCAGACUGCAUAACUUUCAUCAACUAGCUGAUCCCAAGCCUUGUUUUACCUUCACACACCCUACCACAGACAUGAACAAUAACAGGUAUCAGUGUCUGCGCUUCUCCGUGGACUGUAACUCGGUGCUUCACGGCUUUGCGGGAUACUUUGAGACCACGCUCUAUGGAGACGUGAUGCUCAGUAUUAGACCAGAAACUCACUCACCUGGAAUGUUCUCCUGGUUCCCCAUCCUCUUUCCUCUCAAACAGCCCAUUCCGUUGUCGCGGGGUGAUAACGUGAGCGUGCGGUUCUGGAGGUGUAAUAAUGGGAAGAAGGUGUGGUAUGAGUGGGCCGUGACUGAACCCGUCUGCUCAGCCAUCCAUAACCCAGCGGGACGAUCCUACACCAUCGGCCUGUGAAACCAGUACAAAAUGCAGUUACACUGAAUUUUUUUUCUGUUUUUUUUUCUUUAAUUUUGUUUUGACAUAAGGUGAGCUUCCAUAGUUUUCAGAAACAUUUUAUACCCUUUCUCUCACCCUCAAUACUGUAUUUGUAAGUUCACUGUAAGGUCAAAUACAGAGACCUAAAUUGAGACUUUGAGUCUUGCUGUUUAGGGUGGUUUACAGGUUGACAGGAAAGCUUUAGACAGAUGGACCCUGGUUCAGAUUUUUUUUUUUUAAUUUGUCCAAGGACAGAGUGUACUUCAGAUUCCCUUUGCCUCACCCACCAAAUUCCUGAUGUGGAGUUUGUGAAUACGACUCCUACAAGUAAUAUUUAAAACUUGUGUGCUGUCUUUCCAAAAGAAAUGGCCUUGUUUGCUGAGCUACAGAGUCAGACACCUCUCUCGGUAAAGAAAACAAAAACAAAGGCCACCCAAGCCAGAAGUCUGGACCCACGGACCGAGGACUUUCAAAAACACCAUGAAAUUACAUCAUCUCUGCAGUUAACAAAUUAAUCUCUGAAACAGAGGAAAUGUUUGAUAUUUUUAUUGUUUUUUUUUUGGUGUAUGUUU
Messenger RNA from Chanos chanos (milkfish), 2489 nucleotides. It is a transcript of the gene prmt5, whose product is annotated as protein arginine methyltransferase 5. Gene Ontology annotation, biological process: peptidyl-arginine N-methylation; regulation of DNA-templated transcription. Gene Ontology annotation, cellular component: nucleus; cytosol. The record is from RefSeq and is a predicted model, not a curated record. The transcript is spliced from 16 exons. Bases 1 to 1896 code for a protein of 631 amino acids. NCBI's taxonomy places the organism in Eukaryota, Metazoa, Chordata, Actinopteri, Gonorynchiformes, Chanidae.